Messenger RNA from Paramecium tetraurelia, 959 nucleotides. RefSeq lists its product as uncharacterized. The transcript has 7 exons. The record is from RefSeq and is a predicted model, not a curated record. NCBI's taxonomy places the organism in Eukaryota, Ciliophora, Oligohymenophorea, Peniculida, Parameciidae.
AUGGGUUGUGUUUGCAAUUGUAAAUCUUCUAAGACAUCAAAUUAAAAUACUUAGCUGUAAUUUAAUUUAGCCGAACAAUAUAGAAAUAACAGGAAUAUAAAUACAUAAGAUAGUUUAGAGGAUAUCUGCCAAUCUCUUUGCAAUAUUGGAUAAGAGAUAAAAAGUUUGGGUUAAUUGAAACUUGAGGUCCAGGAGAGGAUAAAUGAGUUGGGAACUUUUAAGGCCAUAGAAUAAAUAGACUCUAAUGCCUCUUGUUAUUAAUUUCUUUAAUGUCCUGAUGGUUCUAUAUUUUAUGGUUCGGUAAAAAAUGGUGUUCGAAACGGAAUUGGAAAAUAACAUUGGUUGACUAAUGGAAAUUAUUUAGAAAGUGUUUGGGCAAAUGAUAAAGCCAAUGGACCAGCUAGAAUGAUCUAUUCAAAUGGAGAUGUUUUUGAAGGUCACUUAAUUGAGAAUAAAGCGAAUGGAUUUGGAAUAUUCAGAAAUAAAAAAAAAGAAGUUAAAGGGUAUUGGGUUGCUAACAAACUUUAAGGGAAUGGAAUAGAAGUUAGAAAAAAUGGAAUUAAAUAUGAAGGUUAAUUUAAAUGUGGAAUAAUUGACGGGAGAGGGUAGUAUACAUUUCCUGAUGGUAGAAUAUAUCGAGGAUAAGUAAAAUAAGGAAUGAUGCAUGGAGAAGGCUUGAUGACUUGGCCUGAUUAUAGUUAUUUCAAAGGGGAAUUUCGACAUAAUCAUAUCAAAGGAUAUGGGUGUUAUACUCAUUCUGAUUCUUAAACCUAUUUUGGAUAUUUUUUUUCUAAUUACCACCAACCUGUUAAAUAGUUAGAGAUAUUUUAUAGUCAUGAUCAAAGUAUAUAGGAAAGUGAAAAACUAUAAAAGUUCUUAAAACAAUAUGGUGGAGACCAUCAAUGAUUCACUCUAUUUUAUAUUGAUUUUAAUCAUAUUAUGUUACUAGUAAAAUAUUG